Molecule: messenger RNA, 383 nt
Organism: Suillus subaureus
Lineage: Eukaryota; Fungi; Basidiomycota; Agaricomycetes; Boletales; Suillaceae
Exons: 1
Coding region: 37-315 (92 amino acids)
Source: RefSeq, a predicted model, not a curated record
AAAACGAGGAAUGAACUUACCGUCUCAACAAUUCCAAUGCCUCCUCUCAACCACUUAUACCGACUCAGGCGCUCCUGCACCCACGCAUUGAGUCGUGUCACAACCUCUUUCUCACCCAAUGCUGUGCCCGCAGGGGAUAACACGAUCCACGCGCGGGGUAUGCGUUCGUCCGAGGUACGCCCACCCGAAACACCCGCAACGCUCACAUCGGUAAUCAGCUUAUCGGGCUGCGCCAGGAUCGCGUUCUCGAUUUCAACAGGAGACACUUGCAUCCCUGAGAUUUUGAGCGUGUCCUGUGAGGAUGGGGAUAAGUAAAUCACAAAACGAGUUAUGUUUAUGGAUGGUGCAGCUUGCCUUGGUGCGGUCUUCGAAACUGCGAACAA